GUGGGCUCACUGGGGGUCUGGCUCGUCAGCUGAGCGCAGAGGCUCACAGUCGAGCAGAGACUAGGCGAGGCGAGGCGGGCGGCAGCAGGGACGCCGAGGAACCAGCUCGACAUGCGGCCAUUGUGGAUAUGCUGGACGCUCCUGGCAGGCCCGCUGCAGGUGGCAGUCCUAGCUGGCGAGAAGGCGGGUGGGCCCUCUUCACCGCCGUGCACGAGGGGCUUCACGCAAGAGGAAUACACAGCGGAGACGCGACAAGAGCCGGAAGAGGGACAGGCCGUCGUCAACGUGAGCUUCCGGGAUUGCGGCGAAGGGAAGGUGCGGCUCGACGCUGACGACGUGUUCCAAGUGAGCCAAGAGGGCACGGUCUACGUGCGGAAUAGUGUUGGAAGAGGGGAGAAAAUGGCGGCGAUUCACGCCCGAGACCCUCAAAGCCAACAGACCUGGAAGACCAGAGUGCGACUUUUUGUCAAGCCCGACACGGCUGGGACACGACAGGUGAAGAGUGAUGACGCCACCGACGGGGAGAUGAAGAUGUUGUUCCCGUGGCGCGGCGGCGGCGGGAAGGUCGUCAGGGGUGACGGGGCUCUGCGGCGAGUCAAGAGGGACUGGGUCAUUCCGCCCAUCAACGUGCCCGAGAACUCAAGGGGACAGUUCCCCGAGGACCUUGUCAGGAUCCGAUCGGAUCGGGACAAGAGCUGGUUGCUGCGCUACAGCGUAACGGGUCCCGGUGCCGACCAGCCGCCCACGGGCAUCUUCAUCAUCAAUCCCAUCUCGGGUCAGCUGUCCGUCACCAAGCCUCUGGACCGGGAGCACAUUGCCAACUUCCAUUUGCGAGCCCACGCUGUGGACUUAAACGGCAACCAGGUGGAGACCCCGGUGGAGAUCCACAUCAACGUCAUUGACCAGAACGAUAACCGUCCGGAGUUCACGCACACAGUCUUUAACGGAACCGUGCCGGAAGGCUCCAAGCCAGGAACCUUCGUCAUGACCGUGACGGCGGUGGACAAGGACGAUCCCAAGACGGCCAAUGGGAUGCUGCGCUACAAGAUCCUGACUCAGAGUCCCCAAAGCCCGUCCACCAACAUGUUCACCAUUAACAACAAGACGGGUGACAUCAUCACCGUGGCGGCGGGCCUGGACCGCGAGAAAGUAUCUCAGUACACGCUGAUCAUCCAGGCCACCGACAUGGAAGGGAACCCCACGUACGGCCUUUCCAACACCGCCACUACAGUCAUCAAGAUCACAGACGUCAACGACAACCCGCCGGAAUUCACCACCGACACGUUCUUUGGCGAGGUCCACGAGAACUCUGUGAACGUGAUCGUGACCAAUCUGACGGUGACGGACAAAGACCAGCCGCACUCUUCGGCCUGGAACGCCGUCUACCGCAUCGUCUUCGGAGACCCCGUCGGGCACUUCUCCAUUCCGACAGACCCAGCCACCAACGUUGGGCGCCUCACUGUGGUCAAGCCAAUCGACUUUGAGCUAACUCGCUCGUAUGUGCUGAGCGUGGCGGCGGAGAACGAGGCCCCGCUGGCCCGCGGCAUCCACUCGCCGCGCCAGUCUACCGCCACCGUCUCCAUUCGCAUCCUGGACCUCAACGAGAGCCCCGAGUUCAGCCCCAAUCCCAAACCCAUCAAGCUGGACGAGGGCUUGCCCGCCGGCUCCAUGCUCACCACCUACACAGCGCAAGACCCCGACCGCUUCAUGAGGCAGACCAUCCGGUACUCCAAGAUGUACGACCCCGCCAACUGGCUGGAGAUCGACCCGCUCAACGGCCGCAUCUCCACCAUCGCCAUGCUGGACCGCGAAUCGCCGUACGUCAAGAACAACCUGUACAACGUCACCUUCAUGGCCGCCGACAACGGCGUUCCCCCCGCCAGCGGCACGGGCACCCUCCAGAUGUACCUCCUGGACAUCAACGACAACGCGCCGCACGUCUUCCCUCCAGAGGUGGAGAUGUGCGAGCGACCCGAGGCAGGAAGCGGCCUCAACAUCACGGCCUCGGACCCCGACCUUAGCCCUAACGCCGGCCCCUUCGCCUUCGAGCUGCCCACGCGCCCGUCUGACGUGCGACACAACUGGACGCUCGUACGACUCAGCGGCGAGCACGCCCAGCUGCGUCUCCGCACCGGCUCCCUACCGCACGGCGUCUACGAAGUCCCCGUCACCGUCACCGACUCGGGCAACGUUCACAUGUCCAACACCACGUACCUGCGCGUCAAAGUGUGCCAGUGCGACCACCACGGCGACUGCGUGGACAUGCAGCGCAUCAUGGCCGCCGGCCUGGGCAUGGGAGCCGUCAUCGGGAUCCUCGUCUUCAUCAUCCUGCUGCUCGUCUUAGUGCUGGUGUUCGGCAUGUGGAUGAAGAGGCGGGACAAGGAGCGGCAGGCCAAGCAGCUCCUCAUCGACCCCGAAGACGACGUGCGCGAUAACAUUCUCAAAUAUGACGAAGAAGGCGGCGGCGAGGAAGACCAGGAUUACGACCUGAGCCAGUUGCAGCAGCCCGACUCGGUGGCCGACGGCGAGUGCGGGGUCAAGGUGGGCAUCCGCCGUCUGGACGAGCGGCCCCUUCAUCACGACCACCAGUACCCGCUCAGGUCCGCCGCGCCCCACCCUGGAGACAUCGGCGACUUCAUACAUGAGGGCCUGAAAGCGGCGGACAACGACCCGACGGCGCCGCCGUACGACUCGCUGCUGGUGUUCGACUACGAAGGCGGCGGGUCGACGGCCGGCUCGCUCAGCAGCCUGCACUCGGCCUCCAGCGGCGCCGACCAGGACUACGACUACCUCGGGGACUGGGGGCCCCGUUUCCGCAAGCUGGCCGACCUCUACGGCGGCGCCGACGACUGACUCCGCCCCACGUUUAUCCGGGACGCUUUGUGUUUCCAGGAGCGGACUCCCACUUGAAUCUCACGUCAACACUGAGGUCUAACGUGCCUUUAUGUACAUUGUCUUUGGCUCGCGUGGCCUCCGAUUGGUGGAGCUGGAGCAGGGGUGGGCAAAGGGCGGCGCGCGGGCCCGGCGCGGCCCGCUGUGUUCAUUUGUCGCGCCUCACAGGCUUGUUAGAAGUUGUCAUUAAAUCAUUCAAAAUUGGUAAACAGAUGUACUUGAUAUGAAAAAAAAAAAUCCCUAUUCUCUUUUUAUUCAACAUUUUCAUUAAAAAUUUGCGAAUGUAUUUUUUAUUUUUUAAUAAGCCCUGUCCUUUUUCUUUUUUUUAACUCAUUAGCUCAUUAAAAAUGAGUUAAUAUUUACUGUAAAUAUUAUAGGCUAUUAAUAUUAGCAAAAUAGCAUAUACCGUAAUUUCCGCAGUAUAAAGCGCACGGCAGUAUAAUGCUGCGUUCCAAUUGGACGCAUUUUUUUUAUCCUCGUCGCACGAUGGUUUCCAUAUAAAGUCAAUGUAAUCGCGCGUUAAGGUGGGACAGAUGGUGAUGUCACCGGUUUGACUAGGUUUUUAUGGAAAUUUCUUGCCGCAGUCUGAUCUUGGUCUGCCAUUGUCGGCGCUUACGGAAGUGUAUUGCUGCCACUUAAAAAAAAAAAAAAGUCCAGUAUCAUGUUUUUACAUGACAGUAUCAUGUAAACACGUGAAAACUAUCAUUUAAAAUUGCGUAAAGUAUCAUGUAUAAACAUGAUAAUUAUGUAAAAAAAAAAUUGGUAAAAACGUGAAAACUAGUAGAGAAAACUGUGAUCAUCAUGUAGAAACGUGAUAAUUAUCAUGUAAAAAACAUAACUGUAGGAAAAUGAAAACUUGUAAAAACAUGAAAAUUACCUUGUAAAAAUGAAAUCAUGUUAAGAACGAUUUAAUACUGUAAAACUGAUAAUUAUGUAAAAAUUUUAAAACUAUCAUUCAAAAAUGUGAUAAUUAUCAUUUCAAAAUGUGCUAAUUACAAGGUACAAAUAUGAUAAUUAUCAUGCAAAAAACGUGAUUAUGUAAAAACGAUUGUAUUAUGUAUAAACAAUAAUUAUGUAAAAAAAACAAUUAUUAAGUAAAGUGAAAUCUCAUAGAAAACUGAUCAUUAUGUAAAAAUGUGAUAAUUAUCAUCAAAAUGUGCUAAUUAUGUAAAAACGUGACAAUUAUGUAAAAAAACGUAAUAAUUAUGUAGAAACCAGGAAACUUGACAUUUAUCAUGUCAAAACGCGAUAAUUAUGUAAAAAUGAUGUCAAGUAAAAACGUGGAAACUACGUAACAUGAUAAAAACGUGAUAAUUAUCAUGUCAAAAUGUGCUAAUUACAAGGUACAAAUAUGACAAUUAUGUAAAAAAUGAUUACAUCAUGUGUGAACACAUUAUGUAAAAAAAAAAAAACGAGUAAAAACGUGAAAACUCAUAGAAAACUGAUCAUUAUGUAAAAAUGUGAUAAUUAUCAUCAAAAUGUGAUAAUUAUCAUGUAAAACGUGGAAACUGUAGAAACGCGAUAAUUAUCAUGUAAAAAACGUAAUAAUUAUGUAGAAACGGGAAAACUUGUUUAUCAUGUCAAAACGCGAUGAUUAUGUAAAAAUGUGAUAUCAUGUAAAAACAUGGAAACUGUAAAAACGUGAUAAUGAUGUAAAAACUAUCAUUUGAAAAUUUGAUAAUUAUCAUGUCAAAAUAUGCUAAUUACAAGGUACAAAUAUGAUAAUUAUCAUGCAAAAAAGUGAGUCAAAAUGUGAUAAUUAUGUAAAAAAAGGAUUGUAUCAUGUAUAUGAACACAAUAAUUAUGUAAAAAAAACAACUAAGUAAAAACGUGAAAUCAUGGAAAACUGAUCAUAAUGUAAAAAUGUGAUAAUUAUCAUGUCAAAAUGUGCUAAUUACGAGGUACAAAUAUAAUCAUGCAAAAAACGUGAUUAUGUAAAAAUACGAUAAUUAUGUAAAAACAAUUAUAACAUGUAUUAACACAAUAAUUAUGUAAAAUACAAUUAAGUAAAAACGUGAAAACUCAUAGAAAACUGAUUAUGUAAAAAUGUGAUAAUUAUCAUCAAAAUGUGAUAGUUAUGUAAAAGCGUGAUAAUUAUCAUGUAAUAAAAACGUAAUUAUGCAGAAACCACAAAACUUGAUAUUUAUCAUGUCAAAACGCGAUGAUUAUGUAAAAAUGUGAUAUCAUGUAAAAACAUGGGAACUAUGUAAAAACGUGAUAAUUAUCAUGUAAAAACUAUCAUUUAAAAAUGUGAUAGUUCUCAUGUCAAAAUGUGCUAAUUACAAGGUACAAAUAUGAUAAUUAUGAUGCAAAAAAAAACGUGAAUGAGUCAAAAUGUGAUAAUUAUGUAAAAAAAAGGAUUGUAUCAUGUAUAUGAACACAAUAAUGUAAAAAAAAAAACAACUAAGUAAAAACGUGAACUCAUGGAAAACUGAUCAUUCUGUAAAAAUGUGAUAAUUAUCAUGUCAAAAUGUGUUAAUUUCGAGGUACAAAUAUAAUUAUCAUGCAAAAAACGUGAUUUAAAAAUACGAUAAUUAUGUAAAAACGAUUAUAUCAUGUAUUAACACAAUAAUUAUGUAAAAUACAAUUAUUAAGUAAAAACGUGACAACUCAUAGAAAACUGAUUAUGUAAAAAUGUGAUAAUUAUCAUCAAAAUGUGAUAGUUAUGUAAAAGCGUGAUAAUUAUCAUGUAAUAAAACGUAAUUAUGUAGAAACCAGAAAACUUGAUAUUUAUCAUGUCAAAACACGAUGAUUAUGUAAAAAUGUGAUAUCAUGUAAAUACAUGGAAACUAUGUAAAAACGUGAUAAUUAUCAUGUAAAAACUAUCAUUUAAAAUGUGAUAGUUAUCAUGUCAAAAUGUGCUAAUUACAAGGUACAAAUAUGAUAAUUAUGAUGCAAAAAAACGUGAAUGAGUGAAAUUGUGAUAAUUAUGUAAAAAAAGGAUUGUAUCAUGUAUAUGAACACAAUAGUUAUGUAAAAAAAACAACUAAGUAAAAACGAACUCAUGGAAAACUGAUCAUAAUGUAAAAAUGUGAUAAUUAUCAUGUCAAAAUGUGCUAAUUACGAGGUACAAAUAUAAUUAUCAUGCAAAAAACGUGAUUAUGUAAAAAUGCGAUAAUUAUGUAAAAACGAUUAUAUCAUGUAUUAACACAGUAAUUAUGUAAAAUACAAUUAAGUAAAAACGUGAAAACUCAUAGAAAACUGAUUAUGUAAAAAUAAUUUUUUAAAUGUGAUAGUUAUGUAAAAACGUGAUAAUUAUGAUGUUAAAAAACGUAAUAAUUUUGUAGAAAAGGGAAAACUUGAUAUUUGUACUAUAUAUAUUUAAACACGAUGAUUUUGUAAAAAUGUAAAAACGUGGAAACUAUGUAAAAACGUGAAAAUUAUCAUGUAAACGCAUAAUUAUGUAAAAAACGGCAUAAAAAUGUAAAAAUGUGAAUUGUGUAAAAAUGUCAAAACUCAUUUCAAAAUUCAAAAUGGGAUAUUUAUUAUGUCAAAACGUGAUUAUUAGGUUAAAAUGUGAUAAUUAUCGUGCAAAAAAAGUGACUAAAAAUGUGAUACUAUCACAAAACCAUGAUAUCACAAAACGUGAUAAAUUAUGUACAAAUGUGAUAAUUAUCAUGUCAAAACAUGGAAAUUAUCAUGUUAAAACGUGAUAAUUAUCAUGUACAAAACGUAAUAAAUAAAAACAUGAAAACUUGUAAAAACGUAAUCAUGUAAAAACGUAAAAACCUUUAUUUAAAAACGUUAUGAUUGUGUAAAAAUGUGAUAAUUAUGUAUAAACGUGCUACUGUCAUGUAAAAACAAGAUAAUUAUGUAAAAAUGUGAUGCGUAAAAUCGUGGAAAUUAUCACUUACAAACGUGAUCAUUAUCAUGUAAAAAAACGACAAUGUAAAAAUGUGACAACUAUGUAAAAAUGUAAAAACUCAUUUAAAAAUGUGAUCAUUAUCACGCCAAAACGUCAUGUAAAACCGUGAUAAUUAUCAUGUAAAUAUGUGGAAACUAUCAUGUAAAAACAUAUUUAUUAUGUAAAAACGUCAACAUUCGUAAAAACGUGCUAAUUAUGUAAAAAUGUGCUAAUUAUAAUGUAAAAAUGUGCUAAUUAUUAUGUCAAAUUGUGAUAAUUAUCAUGCAAAAAACGUGCUUAUAUAAAAUGUGAUAAAUAUAUAAAAAUGUGAUAAUUAUGCAAAAAAACGUGAUUAUGUAAAAAUGUGAUAUCAUGUAAAAACAUGGAAACUAUCAUGUAAGAACGAGAUAAUUUUGUGUGAAAAACAACUAUCACAUAAGAACAUGACAAAUAUUAUGUAAUAAUGUGUAAAAACAAUUAUAUGAAAACAAAAACGUAAUUAUAUAAAAACGUGAAAACUAUCAUGUAAAAAUGAGAUUUUUGUGUCAAAAAUAUCAGAUAAAAACAUGAUAAAUGUAAAAAUGAUAAUUAUCAUGUAAUAAACGUGAAAACUAUCACAUUUUUGCAAUGUGAUACAUGAAAAAAAACGUGAUUAUGUAAAUCUCGUUUUUAUAUGAUAGUUUUCACGUUUAUUAAAAAUUGUUAAAAAUGUGAUAAUUAUCAUGUAAUAAACGUGAAAACUCAUUUUAAAAAUGAUAAUUAUCAUGUAAUGAUCGUGACAACUCACAUUUUUACAUGAUAUGUAUCAGGUUUUUAUGUGAGUUUUGACACAAAAAUCUUGUUUUUACAUGAUAAUUAUUAUGUAAUAAACGUGAAAACUAUCAUGUAAAAACAUGAAAUGCAUACACUUCGAAUGCCGUCUGAGUACUUAGUCUAAACUUAGUGCUUAGUAACGGUAAAAUCUCUUCAUCACCCAAGAAAUGAAAUAAAAACAAUAUGUUAGCCAUUCUGCAGACAAUUUCCUCUUUCAAGGUUUCAAAGUGAUAUACUUUUAUGUCUUUAUACGAUAAUGAUCACGUUUUUACAUAAUUAUUACAUUUUCGCAUGAUGGGACUUUUUUUGUGUGUGUGUGGCAGCAAUAUGCUUCUAUAGGCGCUACAUGUCCCAUCCAAUUUGAACAGGAGGUUCGGCAGCAACUUAACGAAACUGCAUUACCCCUCCACUUCAAAUGGGUCGGACGUCUACAAGAUAUACUGUAAAUUCACAGCAGAGGACGCCACACAACAAGCUCGCCUUCUUACAUAGGUCAAUCCACGGUCGGAAAAACAAAAUAUCCAACAGUACAUAUUGCAUAGAAUGCAUAUUAAUUCUGAAUGAAUAAAUCUUUUUAUGUUGUCCAUUUUAAAAGCGCAAACGUUUGCCCGCCCCUGAUUUAACGCAAGCCACGGUCACCAUUUUGUGAGCGCAUGUGUGUGUUGUUCCCACAAAGAGACACACUCAAAUGUGCGAAAGGUCAGAAAAAAAAAAAAGUCUCAGCUUUGGUGUGCAGUUGCAGUUCUAUCGAAACAAAACAAAAAUUAAAGAGCAAACAAGUUGUUUUGCGUUAGCAUUUAGCCGCGAAUGGCAAGGGUGCCAUUGAAGGCAAUAAGACUUUCAAUUCUUUUGAACUGGGCGGACUGACGGUGAAUGCUUAUGUUUGAGUACCAUUGACGAGGAUAGACGUCGAAUCCAUUUGAGCUGGAGAUUCGACAUCUAGCGUUGUCAAUGGCAGCCGGUGAUUGUUUUUUGAUGCCCUGAUGCCUGAAUUUGAACAAUUUUAACAAAUAUACAUAUCGCAUUGGAGGAAUACAUAAGUACGAAAAAUAGUAUUAAUGCAAAAAAAAAAAAAUAGUAUUCUUGCAUAAAUAUUAGCUAUCGCUAUAAUUAAAUUGGGAAAAAAAUUAAGCAAAAAAUGAGAAAAAUUCUAAAAUUAAAUAUAUGCUAUAUAAGUAAAAGAAAUAAUAAAAGUAAAUAUAGAAAAUGAUUUUUUUUUUUAAAAAAGAACAAGAAGCCGCAAAUAAUGUAUUUAAAUAUAUUCCUUUUAAUGUUUUAUUUUUGUGGACCGCUUAUCCGCACAAGGGUCGCGGGGGUGCUGGAGCCUAUCCCGUGAACGUGAACCCCGAACUUGUUGCCAGCCAAUCACAGUAUUUAUUUGAAUCAUCAUUUUUGUUUUAUUUAUUUUUAAUUUUCUGUAUUUUGUUUCUUAAUUCUUUUAAUUUUUUAACGAUUUGUUUUUCUUUUACAUUUUUUUCUUUUUUUUCUUUUUAUUUCAAUUUUUGGGAAUUUUAAUUUUUUAACGGUUAAGUUUUGUAUUUUAUCAUUUAUUUUUAUAUGUUGUUAAUUUGUUUCUAUUUUAAUUGUUUUCACUAUUUUUAUUUUUUUUAUUAUAUAUUUUCUAUUUUAAUUUUACAAUUUUGUUAAUUUACUUAUUUUUAAUUUUCUAUAUUUUUCCUUCCUAUUUAUUUUUUUAUUCCAAAUAUUUUAUUUUAAAUUUUGAAUAUUUUUUUCCUAUUUCUUUUGUUUUUACGGUUUUUUUAUGACUGUUUUUCUUUUUUUUUGGUUUUACUAUUUUUUAUUUCAUUUUUCAAAAUUAUGAAUAUUUUUUUCUAUUUUCAUUGUUUACAAUUUUCUUAUUUUGAAUUUUGAAUUCAUUUUCUAGUACUUUUCUAUUUUUUUAUUCAAAAUUUUAUAUUUUGAUUUCUUUUUCUAUAUUGCUUUUCUAUUUUCAUUUUUUUAUUAUUAGUAAUUAUCUGUAUUUAGUAUUCUUGUAUUAACGCUAUUUUUAUGUACUAAUACAAUACUUUUUUAAUGUACAUUCAGGCAUCAUUUCAUUUAAAAAUGAUCAAAUUGAAAUGACGUGAAGAAAAAAAAAAUGUAAUGCUUGAUGUAAAGGAACACUGUGCAAAUGCGUUCAAUUUUUAAGCUGCACAACAAAGUUGAUUUUUUUUUUUUUUUUUUUAGUUUGUACGAAUUAUUAUUCUCGACGAGACGUGUACAGUAAAGCGCCCACUGCUUUUCUUCUCGGACAAUGCGACAUAUGCAGACGCCAGCCACCGGAGGGCGGUUUCGUCACCUCCGCUCGGUUACGCCGAAGCGGGCGAAACUUUGGACACGUUGGACGACUUUUUUUCUUCUUUUUUUUGGUUGUUCUAUCCAAAUCCUUGUACAUGUUCUUUGGAUUACACAUUAAAAUGAUUUUGCAUGUU
This is a messenger RNA of Corythoichthys intestinalis (scribbled pipefish), 9981 nucleotides long. RefSeq names its product cadherin-2-like. NCBI's taxonomy places the organism in Eukaryota, Metazoa, Chordata, Actinopteri, Syngnathiformes, Syngnathidae. Gene Ontology annotation, cellular component: neuron projection; apical part of cell; cytoplasm. Gene Ontology annotation, molecular function: calcium ion binding; cadherin binding. Bases 112 to 2853 code for a protein of 913 amino acids. The transcript is spliced from 16 exons. Gene Ontology annotation, biological process: cell-cell adhesion mediated by cadherin; regulation of synaptic transmission, glutamatergic; cell-cell junction assembly. The record is from RefSeq and is a predicted model, not a curated record.